AUGGCGAAAGCGAAAGAUUUUCGUCGAUGUUUGACAAGUUAAAGUUCCGUACUUUCUGCUCGGAUUUUUAGCGUCACGAAUGAAUCGAAGUAUCAGAAAUUCAAUAGUGAUAUUUACAUUAUUCACAUAUGCCUGCAUUUAGUGAAACCCUCUAACCGUAUUUUGAAAGUCUGAAUAAUGGGGCGAAAGAAAAAGGAACGUAAGGUGAGGAGUUCGGAAGACGAGUCUGAUAGUUCGAAGGAAGAAGCUUCGUCGGAUUCAAGCGAUGCCAAAGAACAAUCGCCGAAGCACCGCAAGAAGCAAACGGAGAAAGAAGACCGCGUAAAACCAAGGGAAAUGCGUCAGGAUAGAAACAUAGAAAGAUCAAGAUGGGAAAGCCCGGACGGAAGGAAGCGGAAACACAGUCCCCAAUCCCAGAGCCAACAACGGUAUCAAACGUCGCGCGACGACAGAAGAAAGGGUCACAGAGAGCGCCAGGAUGGCGGAGAAGCCAGAACUAAGUGGGAGAAAAAGGAGAGAGAUAGAGACAUAGAUAGAGACUUGGAAAAACGAAGGAAGGAGGAUAACCGCAGUCAGAAUGAUUCAGACAAUCAGCGAAGACGGGAGCGAGAUGCUCCAGAAAGGUCGAACAGAAAUUACAACAGCGAAAAUCGUCCCGUCGAUAGGUUUGACGGCAGGAGGCAAAGCGAUAAGAAGUCUCCUCGGCGAGACGAGAGGAACAGGGGAUUCGAAGAACGAGAACGAGGUAGAAAUAAUAGCGGUAGAGGUGGGAGGCGAGGAGGUAGAGGAAACAGAUUUGGGGACAGCGAUGGACCGAGAAGUAGUUUUGACGGUUCCAGAGUGAAGAACGAGCCGUCACCCGAAUGGGGAAAAGCGGACGUGAAAAAGGAGAACGAUGGGAAGCCAAUUGAGAAAGAGAAGCCAAAUUUCGAGCCCUCUGGAAAGUUGACGGAAGAUGCAAACACUGUGAACGGUGUGGUGAUAAAGUACACGGAACCAAUGGAGGCGCGGAAGCCGAAGCGCCGUUGGCGGCUCUAUCCCUUCAAGGGUGAAAAGGCGUUGCCCACUCUCUACGUUCAUAGGCAAUCGGCUUACUUGAUGGGCAGGGAUCGAAAAGUUGCAGACAUUCCUCUGGACCAUCCGUCUUGCUCGAAACAGCAUGCUGCUCUGCAGUUUAGGCUCGUCUCAUUCCAGAGGGAAGAUGGCGGCGAAGGAAAGAGAGUCAGGCCAUAUUUGAUCGACCUAGAAUCUGCCAACGGCACUUAUGUCAAUGACGUCAAACUCGAACCUAAAAGAUAUCACGAGCUCUUGGAGAGGGAUGUUCUGCGCUUUGGUUUCAGCUCUCGGGAAUACGUUCUUCUACACGAACAGAGCAAGGAUGAUGCUCUGGAUGAUGAUGUCCCAUUUACAGCUGCUGUUACGAAAUGAGCUUGACGGGUUUAUUGAGCCAAUACGAUGCUCGAAGAGAUGAAAUAUCAAUGUAAAACGAUGAUAUUGCAGUUUUACGGAAUUCAGGUGUAAGUAUUGUUGAAUUUCAUGAGUAGUUUGUUGGCAAUCAGAGCUGGAAGAGUGUUUUGAAGUUUUAGAAGGAUUAAAUGUAAAUGAAUAGAUCUUGAUGAAAUAUUUUAUAGAUAUUUUAAGAUCAAGGUAUCGAGAAAUUUGGAUUGUUAUUUCUUCAGAA
Messenger RNA from Diprion similis, 1681 nucleotides. RefSeq names its product FHA domain-containing protein DDL-like. NCBI's taxonomy places the organism in Eukaryota, Metazoa, Arthropoda, Insecta, Hymenoptera, Diprionidae. Gene Ontology annotation, cellular component: nucleus. The coding region runs from base 178 to 1428 and encodes 416 amino acids. The transcript has 3 exons. Gene Ontology annotation, molecular function: protein binding; mRNA binding. Gene Ontology annotation, biological process: miRNA processing. The record is from RefSeq and is a predicted model, not a curated record.